Exophiala xenobiotica is the source of this 2017-nucleotide messenger RNA. RefSeq lists its product as uncharacterized. The transcript is spliced from 2 exons. Gene Ontology annotation, molecular function: pyridoxal phosphate binding; carboxy-lyase activity. Gene Ontology annotation, biological process: amino acid metabolic process. NCBI's taxonomy places the organism in Eukaryota, Fungi, Ascomycota, Eurotiomycetes, Chaetothyriales, Herpotrichiellaceae. The record is from RefSeq and is a predicted model, not a curated record. Bases 100 to 1818 code for a protein of 572 amino acids.
GCAAUUUGUUCUGGAAGGGCGUGCAACGAAUUGUCAUCACUUCGGGGCGGUAUUCUGUUGUUUUCUAGAUCCAUCUUUAGACAAAAAGGGAAGGGGUUGAUGGUGUUGUGGUAUUUAUGCUCCAACUUCAACCGAGCUUUAGUACGCGUAGUACCUUCAUUUAUCCCGGCGUUGGCUUCAUCCAGGUCCUUCCAUCGAUCCAGGAGUCUAGAUAUGAACGCAGACGAGUUCAGGAAGGCGGCUCACGCUGCUAUAGAAGAGAUCAUUGCAUACAAUCAAAAUGUAGCUGAUUACCCUGUCCUGCCGACCAUCAAGCCUGGAUUCCUGGCACCUCAAUUACCCAAGUCAGCACCGGAAAAACCACAACCGUGGUCUGAGAUCCAGCCUGACAUCGCGUCCAAGAUUGUGCCAGGCAUCACGCACUGGCAGUCGCCCAACUUCAUGGCUUUCUUCCCGGCCGGAGUGACCUACCCAUCCAUGCUGGGCGAGAUGUACUCGGCGGCAUUCACGGCUCCGGCGUUCAACUGGCUGUGCAGCCCGGCCUGCACGGAACUUGAGACCGUGGUGAUGGACUGGCUUGCGCAGGCGUUUGACCUGCCCAAAGAGUUUCUCAGCACGUCUCCCAGUGGCGGCGGAGGGACGAUCCAGGGUUCGGCAUCCGAGGCCGUGGUGACGUGCAUGGUCGCUGCGAGAGAGCGCUAUCUCCAUGGCAAAUGUGAUGCCGAGGGUCUUCCGCCGGACUCGAGAGAGCGAGAGGAUCGAAUUGCGUACUUGCGCGGACGACUGAUCGCGCUGUCGUCCGACCAGACGCACUCGUCCACGCAGAAAGGCGCGUUGAUCGCGGGUACGAGGUACCGUGCUAUCCCGACGAAGCUCGAGAACGGGCUCUCGCUGAAGGGACAAGAUCUCGAGGCAGCUCUGGCACAGUGUAACGAAGAAGGCCUCGAACCAUAUUACAUCACACUUACGAUGGGCACGACUUCGACUUGCACGACGGACGACUUUGAGAGCCUGGCUCCCGUGCUCAAGGCCCAUCCAAACCUGUGGGUGCAUGUCGAUGCAGCAUAUGCCGGCGCCGCUCUGGUCUGUCCGGAGUACUCUUCGAAGUAUUCACCCUGGAUGAAAGUCGCAGACUCCUUCAACAUGAACAUGCACAAGUGGUUGCUCGUCAACUUUGAUGCGUCGUGUCUGUUCGUGCAGGACCGGAACCAUCUCACGCGUGCAUUGUCGAUUUCCGCCGCAUACUACGUCAACAAGCAUACGGACAGUGGUCUCGUCACGGAUUACAGGGACUGGCAGAUUCCGUUGGGCAGACGGUUUCGUGCACUGAAGAUAUGGUUCGUCAUGCGCAGCUACGGUCUGGAAGGCAUGAGGGAGCACAUCAGGAAGACUAUCAAGAUUGGCGAGGUGUUCGCUGAUCUUGUCCGAGGCCGCUCCGAUCUUUUCGAGAUCAUCACCACGCCUGCCUUUGGUCUAACUUGUUUCAGAGUCAAACCCUCUCUGGUCUCGUCGGGAGGGACGGCUGAGACAGACGCAGAUUUUGUCCCGCAGGUAUCGGCCGCGCAACAGAGAGAGCAGGAUGCCAAUGCGGUGACGAAGCAGAUUGGAGACUUGAUCAAUGAGCGUGGCGAAAUCUUUAUUACCUGCAGCAGUACGGCAGGGAAGGCUUUCAUGCGGGUAGUCAGCGGCAAUCCGAAUGCGGAGGAGAAGUAUGUGAGGGCGGCGUUUGACAUCAUUGUCAAGACCACGGAGGAAGUGCUGGCGGCUGGCUCUGACAAGGGGGGAGGCAAACAUGCAGCGAACGGGCAUGCGGUAUAAAUAUAGAUGUCGAGGCAUACAUAUCGGGGAAAAGGCGGUGUUGUACAUAUGUUUAGGAGCGGAUCGAAUUGCAACCCAAAAUGAGGGUUCUUGAGCAAUAUAGACAAUCACGAGAUUUUCAGGUAGAUUCGAAAGGAAUGUCUGCUUGGCACCAAUAUGCAUGGGACUUGCGAAGAAGCAUGGACUGUGUAAGGUAUUG